Ceratitis capitata (Mediterranean fruit fly) is the source of this 5101-nucleotide messenger RNA. It is a transcript of the gene mnb, whose product is annotated as serine/threonine-protein kinase minibrain. Bases 1688 to 4552 code for a protein of 954 amino acids. Gene Ontology annotation, biological process: peptidyl-threonine phosphorylation; protein autophosphorylation; positive regulation of DNA-templated transcription. The record is from RefSeq and is a predicted model, not a curated record. Gene Ontology annotation, molecular function: protein serine/threonine kinase activity; protein serine/threonine/tyrosine kinase activity; transcription coactivator activity. Gene Ontology annotation, cellular component: nucleus. Lineage: Eukaryota; Metazoa; Arthropoda; Insecta; Diptera; Tephritidae. The transcript has 9 exons.
UUCUCUUGGUUAAUCACAGCGAAUCAGUUUGUUUCGUUCGCUCACUCGUUCGUCGCGUUGGUUUAUGCUGGUUUAUGUUCGUUGUGGACGUUCUCUACUAGAAAUACCAAAAGAAGAAGAAAAUCUGUGUGGAAGAAGAAAAGGCAGCAGAAAGCAGUGGAGAAUCUUCUUUCUUUUGUGUGUGUUGUGUGUGAAUUUCAAUACAAAAAAUUUUCACUAGCCCAAGCUAAAAAAGAAUUGUGCUUUUAUAUGUUGAAAAUUAAUUUAAAAAAAUGCGGGGAAAAGUAAUGCAUGUAAGGUUGAUGAAUAUGAGCGAGAUGGUUUUUUGGUUAUCCAGAUUUGUUUGUUAAACAAAAAGUAUUUUGUGGCCAUUUGCAAGUGUGGUGUACGUCGUCCCGCAAAGCACCGCCUGGGCCCAGUGUCUGUUUUUGUGCGCGUGUGUGUUUGUGUACGUUGGUACGUCGCCUUUGUCGCCGCCUAUAUGGAAGAAAAUAUUAAACGGGCGGAUUGACUAAGUUUUUAUUUUUGGUCGUACUCAUGAUUCACGGAUUUGUAUUGUGUAUCUUAAUACUAUAAAGAAUCAAAAUCGCGUCUCCAAUAGGAAAAAUUGUUUAAAUAUCUUAAUGUGUUUUCGUGGCUGCUAAAUUUUUAAGCGCCAAUUGUGCGAAUAAUCGGUACAAGGCUUAUAGAGCAUACAAAGUCGCUAUACUGUUGGUUGGACGACGCCAGUGACGCGGGCCAAUCUCAAUAAGCGACUCGUCAAAAACGAACAUCUUAAAUUCAGCAACCGGAAAAGUAAAAGCCAAAUUCAAACUCAAAGGGCAUAAGGGCUCACAUCUAAAAACAAAACAAACCCACUAUUUCAUCUCCUGGAUUGUAAACUUAUGAUUUUACAAAAUCUAAACAAGUUGUAGGUAAUUUCAACCCAAACUAAAAAGUAAUCUCGAAAAUAUGAAAUAAAUUCGACAAAAAACAUUGAAGAAUGGUAAAUAAAAUAAAGUGAAAACGUAAUAAAAGAAAAGUACAGUGUUCAAAGACGUGUUUUUUUAUAAAGUGUAUAAAAGUAUUGUAAAGCAAGCUGCAAAAGUUUUUGUCUGUCUACAUAUGUAAAUGUAAAAUAUGCAGAUUUGUUGAAUCUAAAAAAUAUUAAUACAUAAUAUAAAAAAUUAAGACUAAGAGUAAAACAGUAGAGGAAAAAAUUAUAAAAUAUAGAAACAUAAUAACUGUAUGUAAAAAUGUCAACGUUAUUUUUCAAAAUUAAAAUGCGACAAAGUACUUUGCGGCACAGCAAACGAAUGUCAUUGUCGCACCACAGUGCAGUGUCGUGUUUGUGAAAUAACUAAAUAAAUGUGGGAAAAUCUGAUUCAAAUUAUAAACACGCCAAAAACUAUAGCUAAGGCAGUAAAAAGGCUUUAACGAAGUUAAUUAAUUAAAGGUAGAGAGAAGAGUGCAUAUGAAAAAUUUUCGUGUAUGUAUGUAUGUAUGUACCAAAAUCCAAGUAUUUAACCACUAAAGAGUGUUAGCAAUCAACAUUUGUGUUUUUGUUGCUAUCAAACUAAAUAGAAUAUUCCUCAAAACUACCAACCCGCUCUUCUUCUCCCUGCGUACGCGUUUUGUGUAUGUGCAAGUGAAUUUAUAAAGAAAAUCUCUUUUACAUAAGCAGCUGAUAAUAAAGAGAAUUUCAUCUAUGUAUAGAAUAGAGGAUACCAGCGGUGCCGCAAUGGAUAAAACCAAGCAGAAAUUAUCGGCAGUUUAUGUAUCCAGCGGGGGUGGCGACACUGGACGUCAGCGUCAUGCGCCGCUUUAUGGGCGAUUUGUGGAUGAAGAAGAGCUUCCUGCAACACAUCGUGAUGUCAUGCAUCACCGAUCUAGUCCGACGUCAUCGUCUGAGGUGCGCGCCAUGCAGGCACGCAUUCCAACACAUUUUCGUGAUCCAGCUACAGCGCCGUUACGAAAACUGAGUGUGGAUUUAAUAAAGACCUAUAAACAUAUAAAUGAGGUUUACUAUGCGAAAAAGAAACGACGCGCUCAACAGACUCAAGGGGAGGAUGAUUCUUCGAAUAAAAAGGAGCGUAAAUUAUAUAACGACGGUUACGAUGAUGAUAAUCACGAUUAUAUAAUUAAAAAUGGCGAAAAAUUCUUGGAUCGUUAUGAAAUUGAUUCCUUAAUUGGUAAGGGCAGUUUUGGUCAAGUGGUCAAGGCAUACGAUCAUGAAGAACAAUGUCACGUGGCGAUAAAGAUUAUUAAAAAUAAGAAACCGUUCCUAAAUCAGGCACAAAUCGAAGUUAAAUUGUUAGAAAUGAUGAAUCGUGCGGAUGCCGAGAACAAAUAUUAUAUUGUUAAAUUAAAACGGCAUUUCAUGUGGCGCAAUCAUUUAUGUUUAGUAUUCGAAUUGCUAUCCUACAAUUUAUACGAUUUACUUCGUAAUACGAAUUUUCGUGGUGUUUCAUUAAAUCUAACACGUAAAUUUGCCCAACAGCUUUGCACUGCACUACUCUUUCUGAGUACACCAGAACUGAAUAUAAUCCACUGUGAUCUAAAACCCGAGAAUAUAUUACUUUGUAAUCCAAAGCGUUCAGCAAUUAAAAUUGUCGAUUUCGGCAGUUCAUGUCAGCUGGGACAAAGAAUAUACCAAUACAUUCAAUCACGUUUCUAUCGUUCGCCGGAGGUACUACUUGGCAUACCCUACGAUUUAGCGAUUGACAUGUGGUCACUCGGUUGUAUUCUAGUGGAAAUGCACACUGGCGAGCCGCUUUUCUCCGGCUGCAAUGAGGUCGAUCAAAUGAACAAAAUUGUCGAGGUACUCGGCAUGCCGCCGAAAUAUUUACUCGAUCAAGCGCACAAGACGCGUAAAUUCUUCGACAAGGUCGUCUCAGACGGCUCAUAUGUGUUGAAGAAGAGUCAAAAUGGACGGAAAUAUAAGCCGCCGGGUUCGCGUAAACUACACGAUAUAUUGGGCGUUGAAACCGGCGGACCAGGUGGGCGUCGUAUGGACGAGCCAGGACAUUCUGUGGCGGAUUAUUUAAAAUUCAAAGACUUGAUAUUACGAAUGUUGGAUUUUGAUCCGAAGACACGUGUCACACCAUACUAUGCCUUGCAACACAAUUUCUUUAAGCGUACCACAGAUGAGGGUACAAAUACUGCAGCGAGCAUAGCAAUAUCGUCACCGUCGGUGAGUUCAACGUCAUCGUCUGUAGCGAUGGUAGUGGGUAGUCAGCAGCAGCAACAACAACAACAGCAACAACAAAGUCAGCAACAAUUAUCAUCGGGCGGUGUAAUGCAACAUCCAGAGCCACAAUCGCAUGGUAUGCUCUUACACCUCUCCUCCUCGAACUUAUCGGCGUCCAAUGCGUCCAUACAUGGCAACAGCAGCAACAACGGCAACCACCAGCUGCAGCAGCAAACCAACAGCCUCGGCAGUUUGAGCAGCAGUGGCAGUUUGACGGGUCUCCAUCACACUGGUGGCCUGCUACACGCACGCGGUGGUCUGCGGGGCACGACCGCCGCACUCGCCUCCUCAUAUUCCAUACCCAAGACAGUGUAUAAAAGCCAGCAACAACAGCAACAAACACAAGCAGCCGCUCUGUUAGCUGCGCAACAGGGUCUACAGGCGCUACUAUCGCCCCCGACGUCGAGUAACAAUAGCGUCGGCGGCAGUAGCAGCGUCAAUAGUAAUAGUAAUUGUAACAACAACAGCAAUAAUCAUAACAGCUAUCCGCAUGCCAUGGACUGUGAUCCGCCCCAGAUGCCACCACCGACGCGCUUCAUUGGCUCAAUGUCUAAUUCAGCAUCUGGUGGCUCCUCAUCCUCGAAUAGCAGUAAUAGCGGUGGUGUUGGUGGUGGUAGCAGUGGUACUAAUGGCAGCAGUAGUCGCAUGCGUGCCGCCCAUCAUUUCCUCGCACCGCCGCAGAAGCCAUCACACGGCCAACAACAACAGCAGCCGCCACCGCAACACAACAGCUAUGCGCCGACCUCACUGCCAGUUGAUUUGGUUCAUCAUUCACUAUCGUCGGCCGCGUCGCAUCUCAUGAUGACCGAUUCGAGCGUGCUUUCGGCAAGUGCGGCUGGCACUACGUCGGGCCCACCCUCUUAUACAACAUUGUUGUAUCAACAACAACAACAACAACAGCAACAGCAGCACCAACAAUCACAGGUAUCCGCUCAUAUGUAUAACUCAAUGCCGACUCAGCAUAUGAUGUCCGUUGGCGAGAUGUCGUCGCUGCAGCAGCAUCAUCACUUGCAACAGCAGCAACAACAACAGCAUGCACAUCAGCGUCGUGGUGGCAGCAUCGGUGCUGGCUUCGGCGGUAGCAACAGCAGUUUGAUUGGCGUCGGUGGCGGCUCUAACAUGAUGGGCGGCAGUAGUCUUAUGAGCUCUAGCAUGUCGGGUGGUGCUGCUGGUGCCACAGGUGGUGGAGGUGGUAGUGGAGGAAAUGUCGGUGGCGGCGUUGGCGGAAGCAGUGUUGGUAGUGGUAGUGGCGCUGGCAGUGCUGAUGCCUCCUCGCCUAUGGUUGGCGUUUGUGUUCAGCAGAGUCCUGUAGUAAUUCAUUAGUUAGUUGUUAUUACAUGCGUCCAUAUGAAUGUACAGAUAUUUAAAUACAUACAUUUAAAAUGGGCAUAGAAAUGUAUGUAUACGAGAGUAUAUGAAAUAUAAAUAUAUUUGUAUUGUAUUUAAUUUAAAAAUCGCAUUGAACAAUAGUAAAAGAAAUUCGCACACAAUUGCACAUGCACUCACACGCAGCCAAAAGCACACGCACAUACUUAUGUACGUACAACACAAAGUGACAUUUCGCUUUUAUUCAGAAGAGGGAUUGCGUUACCAAAAGCGGGAGGUUGAUACAAAUGUUUAUAUGGAUUUGUUUCCUCAAGGCCGCAAUUGCUUGAAGUACAAAAUUUCAGUUUUCUGAUUGCUUUAGUAAGUCUUUAAAUACAAUCAACUUACGUUCCACAAAAAUUACACGCUAAUCGCAUUACUGUACUCACAGGAUGCACGAUCCCAUGCAUUUCAACUCUGAAAAAUUGCUUAUACAUUACUUACCAAAUAAAAAUUAUCACCUAAUACACACGGUUAUGCAGUUAUAACAACACUAUUAGAAUUGAA